UAAACUUAGAUUUUGCAUGUAAAUGCCAUAUACCCAUUAUAAUCAACGUGUAUUUUUCAAUUCGAAUUACGCUUAUUGGAAAUAUAUACAUCUUUGGAGUAACAUUAAUUAUUACUGACACAUGAACAAUACAGAAGACACAUUAACGAUUAAACGAAACUGAAAUGAGUGUUAAAUGUGAUAAAAUACGUUUGGAAAAUGCGGGAAUAAAAAGCGUGUUUUAAUAUGAAAAUUGAAACAAAAAGGCUAUUGUAGCUUAAGAACAAUUUAAAUAUGUCGAUAAAGGCAGAGACAAUAAGCCUGCGGCCUCGGAUGUUGAGGGAGGAGACUUUGCUGGAAGACCCGCCCCGAAAGUACAUGGAACCCCAUGAGGUCAAAAUGAAGCUCUAUCUGAAGGAAUGCGAGCGCCUGCAAGUGAUCCCCGUGUCGGCGUACGUCCGGAAGCCCACGAGCACCGCCCUGUGUCUACAGCACUAUAACAUGGGACCUAACGGCGCUAGAGCCCUCUCGGCCGCCCUGCUUCUGGACACGACUAUAUCGUUCCUUGACAUAGAAGGGAAUUCCAUCACGUCCAUUGGCUUGUCCAGCAUCAAAGAGGCACUGGUCGACCACAACUUUAUCACACAUCUCAACAUCAGUGACAACAAAUUGGGGAGUCGGGGCGCUGUCCUUCUAGAACAACUCAUGUUGGCCAACCAUCGCAUUGACACGCUCCAUGCAUCUCGAAAUGGCUUCAAAGAUGCAGAUGCCGAGUACUUUGCGCAUAUGAUAAAGGAGAACCGUACACUAAAGGAACUAGUGGUCUCUGGAAAUGAGUUUGAAGAGGCGGCUGGGUGUGCUUUCGGGGCGGCGCUAUCAUCUAACGAAACAUUGGAACGGCUUGACGUCAGUUGGAACCACAUACGUAAAAGGGGCGCUUUGGAGUUUGCUAUUGGGAUAAAGGAGAAUGUGGGACUGAAGAAAUUAGACGUCAGUUUCAAUGGGUUCGGGACAGAAGGGACUGCCUUCAUGGGCCAGGCGCUCGCAACCAACAGAACUCUCCUCGAACUGGACAUGUCCAAAAACAGAAUCACCAAUUUUGACCUCAAAGUAAUGGUCAAGCAGCUCGCCCAAAACGACACUUUACAAGUGCUUCGGCUCGGUGACAAUUUGAUAAACGCGUUGGGGGCCAUUGAUGUUCUGCAGACGGUGUUAGCCUUAGAAACCUCCUCGAUGGAAAAGAUCGACUUCGGAACUACUUGUGUCGAUCAAGGAUUUCUCCAAGUAUUAGAAGAGCUUAAGACUCUGAAGCCAAAUAUUGAAGUGAUCCAUGGUAGAAUACAGAACGUAUAUAUCGACCUUGACAUGAAACCCCCUGAAGAGAACCCCGACCAGAUAUUGUCCGAGUUCUCAGGAAGAACGCCCGACGACGCCUUGUCUGAUGUUGACAAGGCCGAAAAAGGUAAAACCUACGUCGUUGAAAACACAACAGACGAAAAUGACAAUGACGAUCACGAAAAACAAACUCGAAAACCAGGUAGUAACAAAGAGAAAAAUGAACUGAUUGAACACAAUGAACACGAGCUGGAUGCAGAAGUGUUGGCUGUUACCGGGGAACCCCAAACCCAGAUGGCGCUGGUGGACGAACGGGAUGGCGCGGGAACCGUCACUCCGGAUAUCUGAUAUCUAGAUUGUUAUUUUUUUUCUAUAUUUUUGAGGCUUCGAAGUUUAACUUUUUUUCUUUAUAUUUUCGAGGCCACGAGGACUCCUUUAAUUUGACACAUGGUGGGGAUGAUGUGGUCAGGGAUAUCCUCAUGGUCCUUUACAAAGGAAAGCCAACAUUCAUAAAUAAAGUAAUUGUGCAGCAUAUGAUGCACGUGCAAAUCAUGUAAGAACGUUCGUAUUCUAUUUUGUUUUCAAAAUGAUAUAAUUAUCUUGAAAAAAAACUUGUUUCUUUUCGUGGCACAAUAUCGUAAUCCUUUUUUAAUUGGAAAUAAAAUAUAUCAAAGUCGCAGAAAACUGGCAGAAGCUGGUGGCAAGCUUUAUCAGAGAAGUCCACAAGUUUCUAACAUACAUGUUUCGAUAUUAUCUCAUACUCUUGUGACCAUGACGUUCAAGUACUCCUGAAUGAUGCUGUAACCAGUCAAUCACAAUGGCUUUCACUCUUACAGAAGUUAUUGAAUAUAAAACGUUCACUGUACUUUAAUGACAAGUUUUAUUAUCGCUGAUAUUGUGAUGUUUGUGUAUGUAAUACGUGUAUGUUUUUAAAUUGUAUAAACAAGUUUAUACCUGUGCCAAACUUGUUUGUAUCGUAUUCAUGCUAUACGUAAUAUCAUAGUAAAAAAUAAACAAA
Molecule: messenger RNA, 2332 nt
Organism: Mya arenaria
Lineage: Eukaryota; Metazoa; Mollusca; Bivalvia; Myida; Myidae
Product: leucine-rich repeat-containing protein 74B-like
Exons: 10
Coding region: 274-1662 (462 amino acids)
Molecular function (GO): protein binding
Source: RefSeq, a predicted model, not a curated record